Mangifera indica (mango) is the source of this 683-nucleotide messenger RNA. Its product is annotated as metallothiol transferase FosB-like. NCBI's taxonomy places the organism in Eukaryota, Viridiplantae, Streptophyta, Magnoliopsida, Sapindales, Anacardiaceae. The transcript has 3 exons. The record is from RefSeq and is a predicted model, not a curated record. Bases 48 to 539 code for a protein of 163 amino acids.
UUUUCAUUUCUGCUCUCUCUCUCUGGUGUUGUUUUGUUUCAUAGAGUAUGGAGAAUCCUCUGCGUCUCAAGUCAUUGAAUCACAUUUCCAUUCUGUGUAGAUCACUUGAGGAAUCUGUUGAUUUCUACCAGAAUGUUCUUGGUUUCUUCCCCAUUAGGAGGCCUCGUUCUUUUGAUUUUGAAGGCGCAUGGCUAUUCAAUUAUGGAAUUGGCAUACAUCUCCUGAAAUGUGAAGAUCCUGAUAAAAUGCCCUCCAUCUAUUCGAUAAACCCCAAAGACAACCACAUAUCUUUCCAAUGUGAGAGCAUGGCGACAGUGGAGACAGUACUGAGAGAGAUGAAGAUAGAGUACGUGAAGGCUAGAGUGGAGGAGGAGGGUGGAAUCUACGUAGAUCAGCUGUUUUUUCACGACCCAGAUGGUUCAAUGAUCGAAAUUUGCAAUUGCGACGUGCUGCCAGUUGUUCCAUUGGCCGAAGAGACCGUCCGAUCGUGUUCCACUGUCAACUGCAUUCUGCAGCAACAGAAGGCAGCCUAUUGCUAAGACUUUUCCCAUUAAGCACGACUGUAUUCAUGUAAAAUGACAUUUGGACAUCAGAAGUGUUUGCCAUUGUAAUGGACCAGAUAAAUGAAGGACAACACUGCUUUCAUGUCGUUAUCAAGAUAUGUAAUAAAAAGAGAUUCUAUA